This is a messenger RNA of Monoraphidium neglectum, 3501 nucleotides long. RefSeq lists its product as hypothetical. The transcript is spliced from 4 exons. The record is from RefSeq and is a predicted model, not a curated record. The coding region runs from base 1 to 3501 and encodes 1166 amino acids. Lineage: Eukaryota; Viridiplantae; Chlorophyta; Chlorophyceae; Sphaeropleales; Selenastraceae.
AUGUGGCAGUCCCUCAGCUCGCUCACAGCGCAGGCGCAGGCGCUGCGCACCCAGGCGGCGAACGUGCUGCAGGAAUCCGCGCAUGCGCUCGCCCUCGAUGAGACGCUGGAGCAUGCCAGGCGGCAGGUGACGGCCGCCACUGAGCAGAUCACCCACGUCGCGGCGUCAGCCAUAACCCUCGAGCCCGCGUCCCCGUCCAGCGGCCGGCGCCAAGGGGGCACCGCAGCACGCACGCCGCGGUAUCCGGCCCAGCAGCAGCAGCAACAGCAGCAACAGCAGCAGCAGCAGCAGCGCCGUCAGGAGCUGCUGCAUGGGCAGCAUCCAGAGGAGGGCAUCGACAGCGACGGGUUCCAAGAAAUCGCGCUGGAGGCGCACGCGGCGACGCCCGGCUCGCCGCAGGCGGCAGGGGGCGGCGCCGCCGCCGCAGAGGCGCUGAAGAAGCGGCUGGCGGCGGUGGAGGCCAUGGCGGCGGAGGCGCUGGGGGAGGCUGAAGAGUUGCGGGACGAGGCUGCGGCGCACAAGGAGGCGCGGCGGGCGGCGGAGCAGCAGGCCCUCGCAUUGCAGGCGGAGCUCGAGGCCGCCGUCACUGCGCAGCAGCAGCAGGAGCGGCGCGCCGCCGAGCUGCAGCGGCUCCUGGAGCAAAAGCGAGCGGCCGAGGGCUCCGAGAGCCCCUCGCCGGGCGGCGACAGCGGCACGCUCGCCGCCGCGCAGCAGCAGCUGGAGGCGGUGCGGGCGGAGGCCGAGGUGGCGGCGGCGACAGCGAAGACGUGGGAGGAGCGGGCGCGGAAGCAGCUGAAGCGCUCCAAGGAGCUGCAGCAGCAGGUCGACGAGUUGCAGCAGCAGCAGCAGCAGCAGCAGCAGCAGCAGCAGCAGCAGGACGACGACAUUACGUCCGCUGGUCCCUUGGGUGCGGGUGCGGAUCAGCUGACCCAGCGGUUGGUAGAGUCUGAAGAGGCCUUGCAGCGUGCCAUACAGGAUGCGGAGCAGCUGCGGGACAAGCUGCGCGCCGCCGAGGCCGCCGCCGAGGAGCGCACGCAGGAGAGCCAGAAGGCGGCGGAGGCUAGGGCGCAGCUGGAGGCACGGGUGGCCGAUCUGCAGGCCCGCUUGGACGACAGCAGCGCGGCGGCUGCCAAGGCCGACGCGCUCGCCAGGGCGGCGGCGGUGGAGCUCGAGCGGCUCCGUGGAGAGGUGGAGGAGAAGGUGGUGGCGGCGGCGGACGAGGCCAACAGGCGCGCCGAGGCAGCCGCAGCAGCGCUGGAGCAGCUGACAAGCGAGGUGGACGGGCGGCUGGAGGCGGCCGCUGAGGCGGCGCGCUUGGAGGGUCAGGAGGCGCUCUCGCGGUUGCAGGGUGAGCUCAAGCGCGUGGCGGCCGCGCUGCAGGCGGCAGAGGACGAGGCGGGCGCCGCCAGGGCCGAGGUCGAGGGCGAGCGCGCAGCGCGGAGGGAGGCCGAGGAGGCCGUUGCUGCUGAGACAGCCUCGCGCAACGAGGCUGCGGCUGCCGGCGCCGAGGCAGACGUCGCGGCGGCGCGCGCCGCAGCCGAGGAGCUGCAGCGGGUGCAGGCAGCACUGGCAGACGUACAGGCGGCCCUUGAGUCUGAGCGUGCACUGCGGCAGCAGGCGGAGGCUGCCGCAGCAGAAGCCGCUGCGGCCGCAGCAGGCGCAGACGCUGGGACUGCCGCGGCGCAGGCCGCCGCUGAGGAUCUGCAACGGAUGCAGGCAGCACUGGCAGACAUCGAGGCGGCCCUUGAGUCCGAGCGUGCACUGCGGCAGCAGGCUGAGGCUGCCGCAGCGGAGGCCUCGGCGGCUGCGGGGAGCGCAGAGGCCGGGGAGGCGGCGGCGCGGGCCGCAGCCGAGGAGCUGCAGCGGGUGCAGGCAGCAUUGGCAGACACAGAGGCGGCCCUUGAGUCCGAGCGUGCACUGCGGCAGCAGGCCGAGGCUGCUGCGGGGGCCGCCUCAGCCGCCGCAGGGAGCGCAGAAGCAGGGGAGGCGGCGGCGCAGGCUGCAGCCGAGGAGCUGCAGCGGGUGCAGGCAGCACUGGCACAGGUAGAGGCGGCGCUUGAGUCCGAGCGUGCACUGCGGCAGCAGGCCGAGGCUGCUACGGCGGAAGCCACUGCGGCCGCCGCAGGGAGCGCAGAGGCCGGGGAGACGGCGACGCUGGCUGCAGCUGAGGAGCUGCAGCGGGCGCAGGCAGCAUUGGCAGAGGUAGAGGCGGCGCUUGAGUCUGAGCGUGCACUGCGGCAGCAGGCCGAGGCUGCCGCGGUGGAAGCCGCUGCAGCCGCCGAGGAGUGGGCGGCCGCCGGGGCGCAGGCGGCGGAGCAGCAGCAAGAGGAGUUGCAGCGGGUGCGUGCGACGCUAGCAGAGGCAGAGGCGGCUCUGGAGACCAAGCGCGCGACCUUACGGGAUGCGGACUCGGAGCCAGCGGCGGCGGACCUGGUGCCCACCUCACCGCUUGAAGGCGAGCGGGCGGCGGGCGACGUGCAGGCGGGCGCGGGCCAGCAGCAGCAGUCUGAGGUUCAGCGCUUGCAGGCUGCGCUGCAAGAGGCGGAGGCGGCUCUCGAGGCGGAGCGGACCGCGCGGCAGCAGGCCGAGGCGGCGGUCGCCGCACGGCCACCUGCGGCCGGGCGCGACGAGGCAGAGGCGGGCGCGGGGGCAGCGGCGGCGGAGGCCGUCAAGCCAGGGCGGGAAGAGCUGUUGUCUGAGGUGGAGUGCCUGCGUGAGCGGCUGGGCGGCGAGCAGCGGCGCGCAAUGGCGCUGGAGGAGCGACUGGAGGAGCGGCAGGCCGGUCUGCUGGCGUUGCAGGCGCAGCUGCUCCACCUGCAACAGGAGCGCGGCGGCUCGGCGGUGGAGCAGCAGGCGCAGCUCGAUGGCGCAUUUGCGGCGGCCGGGGCGGGCGCAGCUGCGUCGCCCCUGGCGGGCAGCGACUCGGAUCCCGAAGCAUCGGCCGCUGCCGCGGGUGCGCCUGCUGCUGCUACAAAUGGUGCGAGCUUGGCGGGCGGCAAGAGCAAAGGCAAGCGCAAAGCAGACAAGCGGCGAAAGAAACAGGAGCAGGAGGCGGCGGCAGCGGAGCUGCUGCAGCAGCAGCAGGAGCAGCCGCCGCACGAGCAGCCAGAGGACGGCGAUGCUGCGUCCACAGGCGCGUCCUCAGCGCCUGGGGAUGCGGCUGCCGACGGCGCGGCGGCGGCGGAGCUGCAGCAGCGCCUGCAACGGUUGUCGGACGAGCACGGCCGCCUGCAAACCGACAACGCCGAGCUCCUCGAGCGCCUCGCCGCCGCCGAGGGCGUUGCCUCCGCCGCGGCUGCCGCCGCCGCUCAGCCCAGCCCCGCCGCUGCUGCCCGGCGGCGGCGCGGCUCGGGCGCGAGCAGCGUUACCGGCGCCGAGGGCGAGGACGACGCUGACCUGGCGGCCGCGCUGGCUGACCUGGCGGCCAGCCGGGAGGAGCUGCUCGCGCUCGACCGGCGGCUGGCGGAGCGCGACGCCGACGCCCGAGCAGGCGCGGCUUGA